Acytostelium subglobosum LB1 is the source of this 240-nucleotide messenger RNA. RefSeq lists its product as hypothetical. NCBI's taxonomy places the organism in Eukaryota, Evosea, Eumycetozoa, Acytosteliales, Acytosteliaceae. The coding region runs from base 1 to 240 and encodes 79 amino acids. The record is from RefSeq and is a predicted model, not a curated record. The transcript has a single exon.
AUGCCUCAACAACAACAUUAUCAAUAUCAACAACAACAAAUGAUGAAUCAACAAUAUAAGUUGGAACAACAAGUGCCCUCAGGCAAUGAACAAUCACCUGAGCUCUCACCAAAGUUCUUCCCAGCAGACUCUCUGGUAAAGGUGACAUCAGAUCCAUUCUGCAAUAACAACAAUGCUGCUGAUGGUGGUCAUAUCCCAAUCUACAUUAACGUUCCAUUGUUUGGCAGACGUGAUAACUGA